Molecule: messenger RNA, 2351 nt
Organism: Schistocerca americana (American grasshopper)
Lineage: Eukaryota; Metazoa; Arthropoda; Insecta; Orthoptera; Acrididae
Product: putative glutathione-specific gamma-glutamylcyclotransferase 2
Exons: 3
Coding region: 143-754 (203 amino acids)
Biological process (GO): glutathione catabolic process
Cellular component (GO): cytoplasm
Molecular function (GO): glutathione specific gamma-glutamylcyclotransferase activity; gamma-glutamylcyclotransferase activity
Source: RefSeq, a predicted model, not a curated record
CAGCAACCAGAGCCCUGGCAGGGCGCAUGCUCGUUGUCACUGUCAGUACUAAGUCACUGCCAGGUGCGAAUAGAGUGUGGCGUCAGGACUCGGGAAGCGAGAGGUGUUGUUGCUACUGAGGCGUCGAAUUAUUGUUGAUUGUAUGAGUUCGCCUGAAAGUGAAACUCCAACCAUGUGGGUCUUUGCAUAUGGAGCUAUGCUUUGGAAGGAAGAUUUACCUUUCCUGCAAAAAAUUACCGGCUGUAUAACCGGGUAUGUAAGGCGUUUUUGGGUGGCAACUGACGAUUAUCAGUGCUUCCCCAACAAGCGUGGUCGUGUGGUUGCGUUAGUUCGGACGGGGUGCCCCAGGGAUAUGGUGUGGGGUGCAACAUAUGAAAUUGACAAAAAAAAUGAAGCAAGUGUUGCCUCAGAACCAGAAUUUUUUGGAAGGGCUGGCUUUGUUAAACAGACUGCAACAUUCUAUCCUGUGCUGACAAAAAGAGCACAGUUCACUUCUCAUGUCAAACCUUUCGACAUAACACUGUAUGUGGCAACAGAUAACAAUUCGUGUUUCAAGAGGAAUGAGCCGCUUAAUGAGACUGCUUCAUGCAUAGCAAAUGCUCAUGGUCCCAAUGGCAGCAAUGCUGAAUAUCUGUAUAAUCUUGUUGCAGAAAUGAGGCUGAUAGCACCAAAUUAUAAGGACCAUCAUCUAUAUCCUCUUGAAAGUGCCGUGAAAAAAAUCAUAGCUGAAAGGGAAGCAUCUGUAGAUCUCUGAACUACAAACUGUCAUCUUGAUCGUCAGAGCUGUGAGUCAGAUCGGAACUCGAAUGAGGCUUUGAGUCAUGUCGUGUUGUGCUCGAAUAGCUCAGUCGGUAAUUGCAUUGCCUGCAAAAGGUGAACGUUUGAGUUCAAGUCUGACCCACAGCAUACGAUGUUUCAUUGCAGUAUACUCCUAUGUUAGCAACCAUAAGACUACUCGGAACUGAACUCUGGUUCAGUGCUUCAAUACUCUUAUCAAUUGUACAUCUCCUCAUUAGCUUUGUUUUAAUUCAGAAGAGGUGACAUCCCAGAGAGUGCCAUUCUUUCAAGGAUAAUUGUUGUAUCUGUGUAAUAUGUGUAUGAUAGAGGUAGAAAAAAAUACUCAAAAAUAACAUUCCAAAAUGAAUGAGAGUAAUUUUAAAAUUUAAACAGAUGUUUCUCUGCUCAUUAUGUAUCCAGUCAUGACAAUUUGUACUGGUUUCCAGUGGUGAGAAAUUGAUCUGAACAUGGCUUACAUGAAAUUAACUGUUGUAGCCUCAGAAAACUGUGUACUUGUUCCACACUUUGUUUUGUUCAUGGUUUUCAAUCUUCAACAGUUCAUUUUUUAAAAAUGUUUCUAGUCGGUCUAAGUUGAAUCUUUAUAAACUAUGUAUAAAAAGGUGGAGAGAGAACACAACUGGCUCAUUAUUUUUGUGCCAGAUAUUUUACUGUCCUUAUACAUCUGCAGAAUGCAAGGAAAGAUAAGCGAUUCUUUCGUAUCACAUGAACAUCUUGAAGACCAAAUUUCUUCUUUGCUUGUAAGUCUUAGUAAGGAUUCUUUAGGUGGCUUUUCGUUUUCAGAGGAAUUGUACAAAAGUCUCUGCAGUGUACUCUAGCACAAUUUUAUUCUCUCGUACUUCUUUUCUGAGAAGUCUGUAGGAUUGUAAGUUCACAUAAAUUCUGAAGAUCAGAGGUCAGACCCAGUUAGUAAGAAUGUGAAAUGGUACCAAAUAAAAUAAAGUAUUUGUGGCAGCCAAGUAGCAUAUUAUUAUUGUUACUGCUUGAAAAUAAUAAUACAGACAAAACUCGGAGGUGCUUCAGUAUUCUUCCACAUAGCUCUGUUUGUACUUUAUAACUUAACUUACUCAGCUUACAUUUAAUUGACCAUCUUUCUCUCCCCUAUUUUUAUUAGGUUUCCUCCUGUGAUAUUGAAUGUAAUUAAACUACCAAAUGUAAUAUAUAAGAAUACUGUAAUUGAUGUGAACUAAAUUUUCUUUAUGUAUUGUAUGUAUGUAUGUGUGUAUAUGUGUAUGCAUUAAUGUUGUAUGAAAGUUCGUGUAGGAUGUAAGUACUUUAGAAUUAAAGUUGAAUUGUCAGUAGGCACACAGAAAAGAAAGGAAACUAUCUUUUGGAGCCAUACUUUGAGCUAGAGUAAUAUUUUACUCUAGCAAAUCAAAGAAUAACUCUAAAAGCUAGCAAGUUCCCUUUCUUUUCUGUGUGCCUAUCAACUCAUCACUUCUGAUUUUCAGUGAGUGGUCUCCUUUAAUCCAAAAUUAUGUGUGUAAUAAAUGGACUUGUUCAUUAUAUUUAUGUAUUGUACCAACCACUGCAUCAAUAAAAAUGUUUAUCUACCA